Messenger RNA from Arachis stenosperma, 1605 nucleotides. Its product is annotated as arachin Ahy-3-like. The record is from RefSeq and is a predicted model, not a curated record. Gene Ontology annotation, molecular function: nutrient reservoir activity. The coding region runs from base 1 to 1605 and encodes 534 amino acids. NCBI's taxonomy places the organism in Eukaryota, Viridiplantae, Streptophyta, Magnoliopsida, Fabales, Fabaceae. The transcript has 4 exons.
AUGGCUAAGCUUCUUGCGCUUUCUUUUUGCUUUUGCUUUCUAGUUCUGGGAGCUAGCAGCAUCUCCUUCAGGCAGCAGCCGGAGGAGAAUGCGUGCCGGUUCCAGCGCCUCAAUGCGCAGAGACCUGACAACCGCAUUGAAUCAGAGGGCGGUUACAUUGAGACUUGGAACCCCAACAACCAGGAGUUCGAAUGCGCCGGCGUCGCCCUCUCUCGCUUAGUCCUCCGCCGCAACGCCCUUCGUAGGCCUUUCUACUCCAAUGCUCCCCAGGAGAUCUUCAUCCAGCAAGGAAGGGGAUACUUUGGGUUGAUAUUCCCUGGUUGUCCUAGCACAUAUGAAGCGCCUGCACAACAAGGACGCCGAUCUCAGUCCCAAAGACCACCGAGACGUCUUCAAGGACAAGACCAAAGCCAACAGCAACAAGAUAGUCACCAGAAGGUGCACCGUUUCAACGAGGGUGAUCUCAUUGCAGUUCCCACCGGUGUUGCUUUCUGGCUCUACAACGACCACGACACUGAUGUUGUUGCUGUUUCUCUUACUGACACCAACAACAACGACAACCAGCUUGAUCAGUUCCCCAGGAGAUUCAAUUUGGCUGGGAACCACGAGCAAGAGUUCUUGAGAUACCAGCAACAAAGCAGACAAAGCAGACGAAGAAGCUUACCAUAUAGCCCAUACAGCCCGCAAAGUCAGCCUAGAAAAGAAGAGCGUGAAUUUAGCCCUCGAGGACAGCACAGCCGCAGAGAACGAGCAGGACAAGAAGAAGAAAACGAAGGUGGAAACAUCUUCAGCGGCUUCACGCCGGAGUUCCUGGCACAAGCCUUCCAGGUUGACGACAGACAGAUAGUGCAAAACCUAAGAGGCGAGAACGAGAGUGAGGAAGAGGGAGCCAUUGUGACAGUGAGGGGAGGCCUCAGAAUCUUGAGCCCAGAUAGAAAGAGCCGUGCCGACGAAGAAGAGGAAUACGAUGAAGAUGAAUAUGAAUACGAUGAAGAGGAGAGGCAACAAGAUAGAAGGCGUGGCAGGGGAAGCAGAGGCAGGGGGAAUGGUAUUGAAGAGACGAUCUGCACCGCAAGUGUUAAAAAGAACAUUGGUAGAAACAGAUCCCCUGACAUCUACAACCCUCAAGCUGGUUCGCUCAAAACUGCCAACGAUCUCAACCUUCUAAUCCUUAGGUGGCUUGGACUUAGUGCUGAAUAUGGAAAUCUCUACAGGAAUGCAUUGUUUGUCCCUCACUACAACACCAACGCACACAGCAUCAUAUAUGCAUUGAGGGGACGGGCUCACGUGCAAGUGGUGGACAGCAACGGCAACAGAGUGUACGACGAGGAGCUUCAAGAGGGUCACGUGCUUGUGGUGCCACAGAACUUCGCCGUCGCUGGAAAGUCCCAGAGCGAGAACUUCGAAUACGUGGCAUUCAAGACAGACUCAAGGCCCAGCAUAGCCAACCUCGCCGGUGAAAACUCCCUCAUAGAUAACCUGCCGGAGGAGGUGGUUGCAAAUUCAUAUGGCCUCCCAAGGGAGCAGGCAAGGCAGCUUAAGAACAACAACCCCUUCAAGUUCUUCGUUCCACCGUCUCAGCAGUCUCCGAGGGCUGUGGCUUAA